GUUAGGGCUUACGGGCCUCAGGGCUCCGAAAGUCCUCCACGUUCGUCGAGUCACUCCGCACCAUCCAUAUCCUUAUUGCGCCCCAUUACGGCCCUAUUAUAUCAGCCCCACCAACUAACUUAUCCGCGAACCGCCACCUAUCGUCUACUUCCGCCUGCCCUCUUACAAAAGUCUUAUCUCGGACUUUUGACGAGCGCAGCUAAUUGGACCAGCGAUCUAACGAAGGGACACCUUCGCUCGGAUCGCCAGUCUACCAUUCCUCGACCCACUAUAUGACCUUGCUUCAUGUGCAUUUCCACCUGCGGAAUCUCCAGGCCCUCCAGCGCCUGCUCGAUGGCCAGGACCGGUCCUCCAACGCCGGUUCUGGCUCAGCCGCCAUGACAGGGGGCAGCAGCAGCAGUGCCGGCAGGUCCUGGAAAGGCGCGUCUGCCGUGAAGACCGCGAUGGCCGCGUCCGAAGUGAACGCCCUCGACUGGCUGGGAAGAAGCGUCCUCCACCUAGCUUGCACGAUUCCCAACGGUGUCGAAUACGUACGCGCAAUCCUGAAGCACCCCGGCGUCAAUGUGAACCUUGUGGACACUGAGAGUCACUGGACGGCCUUGCAUCGGGCGCUGUACCACGGGAACAUUGCCGCAGCACUUCUCCUGUUGCAGAGGCCGGAUAUGGAUAUCUCACUGAAGGACUCGGAUGGGUACACUGCGUUUGAUCUCUACAACUCCACCGUGAAUGGUACCACACCCGAACCUGCGUUGCACUCGGAAUUGUACACGUGGGGUGCCAACAGAAAUGCCGCGUUGGGCCUGGUCGAUAGCAAUGACCGAACUUUUCCCGACCAAGUCGUCAUACCUAAAGAAGCCAGCGCGCCAGUGCCGGCAUCGACUGCUCGGUUCUCGCAUUUGUCAGCGCGACAGAUCCAAAUGUCAAAGCUACACACUGUCGUCGUCACCUCCGAGAGCAAAGCUAAUGUCCGCAUCUGUGGAUUCGGGAGCGGUGGACGCCUGGGACCUAGCCAACACACGCAAUAUAGUCUGAUCUCUAUCCCCCAACUGACGCAGUCGAUCGUUUCAGUUGCCUUGGGUCAGGAUCACACUCUCGCAUUGACCAGCAAUGGAGAAGUAUUGAGUUGGGGUCUUUCCCGUUUCCACCAGCUGGGAUAUGCUGUCGAGCCGUCUGCAAAUAGCAAGCUCGAGGAACCCAUCCAAUCGACACCGCGCAAGAUCUUCGGCCCUCUCAAGAAGGAAAUCGUCAAAGGUGUCGCUGCGUCCAAGCAAUGCUCUGCUUGUUGGACCGCGACGGAGGUCUUCACAUGGGGUACUAACAAUGGUCAACUGGGAUAUGACAAGGCCGCUCAACCGUACCAAGUCCAGCCCCGCAAGGUUUCCAAGGUCGUCCGGCCUGUGGUCUCCAUUGCCUUGACUGAUCAUGCCAUGGCUUGUCUUCUGGAUACUCAAGAAGUGUUCUGUGUCUGGAACGACAGGUACAUGAAGAUUGCGUUCCCGAUGCACGCUUUCCCCCAUGAUUUCCGGCCAUAUCGUCCUCCCCAAGCGAUCAAAGACGCGCACAUCGUCAAAAUCACAAGCGGGGACGACAUGUUUGCGGCUCUGUCAUCCAAUGGAGAGGUCUUCACGUUCGCCGUGCCAGAAGCUCAUGAUGGUGAAAGCAACCGCCAAGUGUUCAAGCCUCAGCGGGUGUGGGCUCUGAGAAGACAAUUCAGUGCUGUGCGAGAUGUUGCGUUGGGUGCAGACGGAAGCAUCAUCAUCUGCACUGCUUCUGGGCAUGUCUUCGUUCGUUCUCGUCAAGGCAACAAACAGUUCAAGUUCCAGCGCGUUCCUUAUCUGCAGCGUGCAACGCAAGUCUGCGGGAACAGCACUGGCGCGUUUGGGGCAUUGAGGGCCGACUUUAAACCCGUUCCUAUCCGCAUCGAGGGAAACACCAUUGCAAAUGAUCUGACAAAUAUAAGGCCAUUUCUCCUCGGGUCGCAAGCCAAUAACCGCCCGCGAUGGUCUUUCAUCGGAGACGAAGCUGAAGAGGUUGAAGAUUCCGACAUAGAGGCGGAUUUCUACCGUCUCUGGGAUCUGACGCGUGCCACCAAGAAGGGUGCAGUGUUUGACCAGACCCAUGGGGCUGACAUUCGAGUCCACGUCAAGGACAGGUCAUUCCCGGCACACUCUGCCAUACUAGCUGCUCGAUCCCCGGUCCUCUGCAGUACCUUCGCUGGUACGACAUUUCGGGAUGGGGAUUCCAAGGUCGCAUUAUCAGGUUCCUCGGCGAAACUCGAUGUCAGAGGAUGUUCUCCUUUGACUGUGCUUAUCUUCCUGGACUACCUCUACUCUGAUGAGCUGCUCGCAAUCUGGGACCGCCGGCUCGCAUUCGCUCUCCAGAAUGAGCUGACGGUUAACCCUGCGACGGUCAGAGCGGAACUGCAAGCUCUGGCGCGUUUAGCGAAUCUCCCUAGUCUUGGCACAGCGCUUGAUUCUCCCGCGAAACGUGUACCGCAGGCAACGAUGGUCCGGGACAUGAGGCAUCUGUUCCGGGAUCUGCCGGCAGCCGCAGACACUAUCCUGUUACUGGCGGACCGAGAUGUCCGUUGCCAUUCUGCCAUUCUGAGGGCCCGAUGCCCUGUGUUUGAGAGUUUCUUCGGGCAGGAGGAUUGGACUAGGAAUCGUCGCAAAGCGGAUGGGACGGUCGAGGUCAAUUUGAAGCAUCUGAGGUGGAACGUGAUGGACUAUGUGUUCCAAUUCAUGUGCUGUGGUGGCGACAGCGAGAUCUUUGAGAAUCUUGAGUUUGCCAAAUCUGUGGAUGAAGUGAUCGAGUUUAUGUUCGACGUCAUGGCAGCUGCAAACGAGCUGCUGCUGGACCGACUUCUCCUACUUUGUUCCAGCGCUAUCUUGAAAUGGGUUGACAUCAACAACGUGUGCUAUAUCCUGACCGACGCAUCACAUUUCCAUGCGCAACAGCUGGUGGAAAGCGUGCAAGGCUACAUGGUUGCCAACUUGGAGACUCUGCUGGAGAGCCGCAUACUUUCGGACCUCACUCCAGCCCUCAUCAAACAGCUGUCGGUCUUCCUUGUCAGGCAUCAGGAGCAGAAGAGCCCUACAGUGCGCCGCAACGUGCUUGCGAUCGGGGCAUUGGAAAAGCACGCAGACUGGCUUGCGAUACAGGAUUUUCCGGAACCCAUCAUUCCUUCAACGAAGCGCAAGACACCGUCAUCUCCAGAACUGCUCGCCAAGCGUCGUAGCUCGAAGACGACGUUGACGACCACUUGUCCAACCGUGGCUGCAGCGGCCAUCGAUGACAUUUUUGAGAUGGACAAUGACGAGAUUGUGCUACCACCGCCUGCGGUGUCGGAGACUGUUUCUGCGACCCCGGUUUGGAAACCAUCGCAUGCGCCGAGGGUGGAUAUGAAAGCGCUGAUGGCUGAGGCCGCUGCCUCUCGAAGGACGACGCCAGACUCGGUUCUGCGCUCGAAACCGGCUGCCCCGCGGAUGAAAGCGGCUGAUCCGGGGCCUAGUUCGAAAAGUGGGGCAUCCACGCCGUGGAGAGUCCCAGCCCCAGCCAAACCACUAUCUGGGUCGCCCCCAGCGACGACUUCGCCGCCGAUUACUCCUUCGACCAGUCUCGGGCGUGAUUUCCCUCCGCCGUCACCAUCCACUCCUCCCCGCCCACGUGCUUCGCUCAGCAUUCCGCCCUCGGCAUCACCUCUGGGACCCGUUUUCACCCCAUCGAGACAACCGGCGGCGCGGCCGAACAACGGCAGCCCGACGGUCCGACGAGUCAGCAGCGGAAACACGGGCAAGGCAUGGCAGCCCGCGCCGAUUCUGGCGUCGGCCCUGCCUUCAGCGUCUGCCGGCGCCUCAUUCGUGGCGAUCCAGCAGCUCCAACUUGAGCAGGAACAGGGCGCCUCGAAGGAUAAACGCUCGCUGCGAGAGAUCCAGGCUGAGGAGAAAGCUGCGCGGGAGGAGGUCGAGUUUCUGCGGUGGUGGGCCGAGGAAGAGGCACGGGUCAAGGCUGAGCAGGAGGCCUUGCUUGCGAAGGCACAGAGCAAAGUCUCUGCCCCCUCAUCCUCCUCUUCGCAUAACCGGGGCUCGAAGCGUGGCAAGAAGCCCCGAGAGAAGAAUGCCAGGGCAAUGUUGUCCAGUCCGUCGUGAGGCUGUUACCAUGUACUGCUAAUUUUUGUAGAAUACUCUUUCGAAUUCGACGCUAGUAGAUAUAUGAACAUGCAGGUAUGUAGAUAAAUAACAUGGAGCAAGUCGAAGUUCAAGUAAACGAGUCUCACUGAAGUGAUUUAGUAACUAGCGCCAGUUCGCUGCAGCUGUGACGACGUAUUUAUAUCGGUGGGGGGAAAUUUAUUUUCAACGUGAACAGUACCAGCACCACGCCGAAUAGAUUUCGAGAAUUCACCAUCCAGGAUACAUCACAGUGCUAUUGAUCAGUGACGUAAUACCAGCAACGUGGGAUCGUAUUCUCAACAUUGCCGAGGGUCUCACAACUCACACAGGACUUUGCGGUUGCCCAUGACGCUGUAGCAAAGCGUUAAAUGCGAUCGAUUCGAACGACUCCUGCAAUUCGUCACCAGUGUACUUUAUCAACUCCUCUCUGAGGGCGCAGGUUCAAAUCCUGCCAGCGUCGACUGGCCUUAGUCCUGGAAGCUUUUUUAUCCUGUAUUGUAUGGUGUACAUUCGUACAUACAGAUUCUCAAUCCUUGCGUCAAUGACGUUCUUUCUUAUUGUGCCCGUUUGUUGCGACGCUUUGUAGUCCAUCCACUAUCUGUCGGCUUCGGGGCCGCUGUCUCUGCGUUCUCGGUAGGCUCCUCGGCAGCGUUAUCUGGGACAGUGUCGAUCGGAAUGGUGUUUGCCUCAGGCGGAGAACUAGCUCCAUCCUUGGCUUCCACCUUCGCCUUUUCUUUCCCUCGCUUGUUUGGGCGCCGAGGGGCUCUCCAUCCAUCGGUCGGAGCAGUUUCAUCCUGGGCCUGUAUCUCAGAAGUCGGGGUGGAGAUAGCACUAGGGUUCUGAUCUUCUGUCGUCUCGUCUUUCGUCGCUGAUUUGCGUUCGCCAUGGAACUUGCGUGUAUCACCCCGUUUCGACUUGGCCUCCACUGAGACCGCAGAUCAUUAGUGAGCAUCUUGAGUGGAGAAAACACGCGAGAAACGCACCCUGUGUGCCGGCUUUCUCCGCCCGUGCCCGCUCCUUCUUCAGCUUGGAAUACACCGAGCAGAUGCCCCUCGGGCAAGACUUCCCGUGCUCGGGACACACGAUCGGAGCCUUCUUCGGCUGGCCACCGACUGGCGCGGACGGCGGAGCACGCUCUUUCGCGGUCCCGCUACCCUUCUCCCAUUCAGCGACGAAUGUAUCGGGGUCGUCGAUGUACUCCGGCUCUGGGCCAGGUCCGUACAAUGAACGGGUAUCGGCUUCCGGCCAGGGGGGGAGCGGCGUCGGGGGCUCCGAGAUAUAUUCGUCCACAUCGUCGGGAUCGAAGUCGAUGCGCUGCGAACGAAACUCCUCCUCCAGCUCGACCUGGUCGCUCCAACUCGUGACUUCUGCAGGCAGCGUCCCGAGCUUCGGAAAUCGUUUUCCGGGUACUUCCGGGCUGUCUGUGGCACUGAAGAUGGGCGUAGUUGAUUUUGAGGUGGGAUGUAGAACAGUAUGCCCUCGCAGACAUUCAGCCGUCGAAUUCGCCGGGAUAGCACGCAUUUUUUUCUUGUCGGGCUGACGGGUUGGAAUAACAGCUGACCCGUACUGAACUCGAC
Molecule: messenger RNA, 5746 nt
Organism: Mycena citricolor
Lineage: Eukaryota; Fungi; Basidiomycota; Agaricomycetes; Agaricales; Mycenaceae
Source: the annotation of a GenBank genome assembly